GCUGGCCGUCGCCUGCCUCUGCCUGUGGCCCUGCCUGUGGCCCGGUCUGCGGCCCCUCGCGCACGCCGCGCCCUCCUACCGGGACCGGGACUUCGUGUCGCAGGACUUGAUCAAGUACCUGAUGACGUACGGCUACAUGAAGAAGGUGGACUUGAGCCUACCGUUCCUCCGCUCGCAGGACGAGCUGAGGGAAGCCAUCAAGCUCAUGCAGGCGUACUCCGGGCUCCCCGUGUCGGGGCGAGUGAACCGCGCCACGGAGGCCCUGGUGCACCGGCCGCGCUGCGGGCAGCCCGACAUCGACCCCGAGCACCACCCGUCCAGGGCCAAGCGGCACCACCACGGCGAGGCCCGCGGCGAGGCCCCUGGACACCGACGGCGAGCGCGUCGCUACACCAUCACCGCCAACAAGUGGCCCUCCACUAACGUCACCUGGAGCCUCCAGAGCCACAUCCCCGUCGGCAUGGACCGCGGCCGCGUGCGCCGCGAGCUCCACGACGCCCUCAACGUCUGGGCCAGCGUCUCCAACCUCACCUUCAGGGAGCAGCGCGCUGACGCCGAGAUAGAGGUGUCCUUCAAGCGCCUGGCCCACAACGACGGCUUCGACUUCGACGGGCGCGGCAACAUCCUGGCGCACGCCUUCUUCCCCGGCGACGGCGUGGGCAUCAACGGCGACGUGCACUUCGACGAGGACGAGCAGUGGUUCAUGCUGGACGACGGCCCUGGCGCGGACGGCGGCAUCAGCCUGUUCGCGGUGGCGGCGCACGAGUUCGGCCACUCGCUGGGGCUGUCCCACUCGUCCGUGCCGGGCGCCCUCAUGACGCCGCACUACCAGGAGCUGCCGCGCGACUUCCAGCUGCCCGAGGACGACAUGCACGGCAUCAUGCAGAUCUACGGCACCAAGGGCCGCCUGUGGGACCGCAUCAAGCCGUACACCCCGGACCCGGACGCGGGGGGCUCGCCCCGGGACAGGGAGCCCGGCGGGGGCUGGCCCGGCGCCCCCACCACCGCGCAGCCGCCGCACUCGCCGGGCAGGAAGCGGCCGGACAAGCCCGACAAGCCCGACACCUGCAACACGGCCUACGACACGGUGGCCGUCAUCCGCAGGGAGGUCUUCAUCUUCAAGGACCAGUAUCUCUGGCGCAUCGGGGACAGGGGCCUGGAGCAGGGCUACCCCGCCGAGAUCAAGCGGCUGUGGGGCGGCUUGCCGCAGAACUUCACCCGCGUCGAUGCGGUGUACGAGAGGAGCGACAGGAAGAUAGUGUUCUUUAUUGGCAAGGAGUAUUAUGUCUAUGCCGCAGACAAACUUGUGCCAGGGUUCCCCAAACCUCUGACCGACUUGGGGCUUCCCUCGACUCUGACCCACAUAGAUGACGCCAUGGUUUGGGGUUACAAUGGCAGAACAUAUCUAUUCUCUGGGAGUAUGUACUGGAGGCUAGAUGAGGAAAUAGGGAAAAUCGAGUUGGACUACCCUCGAGACAUGGCUAUGUGGCGUGGAGUUGGAUACAACAUUGAUGCAGUCGCUCAACUCAAUGGAACAACAUACUUUUUCAAAGGCAAGGGGUAUUGGAGAUUCAAUGAUAUGAAUAUGAGGGUGGAGCAUCGUCUCCCCAAACCAUCCGCACCGUUCUGGAUGGGAUGUCCGGAGCCAAAAGGGGGAUGGUUUGAUUGGGAGGAAAAUUCUAUUGACAUCUACAACGAUAUUGAAAGUAGCUUUUCUAGCCAAUUCUUUGAUUAUGCUGACGACGAUGAUGAUGAUGAUUCUGCUGCACCUCAAAUUACUUCUACCAUGACUGUGUUGUGUCUUUGUCUCUCUUUUUCUUCAUACCUCUCACUAUAGCUCAAUAAUGUGCAAUUUUAAUGUUGUGAAUGCCUGUUUUCAUGGCAAACCAUUUAAGUUAGUGCACAGCACUAAUAUGCACUAGGCUGUACACAAAUUAUUUAUUACUUUCAUCGAUUAUUUAGAUAUGAUUUCUUUGUCGAAACUUCCUCAGUUGAUGUAUGUAUUUAUUUCAGAGUGUAUGAGACUCCUAACAAAGUAUAUCCUAUGUCCUUGAGUCCUGUCUGAUUUGUUAGGCCCACUGCCACUUUAGUUUUGUACUGUCCUACAAGCUUCUCUUUUUUCCUGACCAAUGAUGGUUAGUUAUUAAGAAUAUCCUAUCUUAAGUAUAGAUGAAAUAUGCCGACCCAGAAGUGGGCAACCCUAGUCAUAAUUAUAUAUUUUUACCUUUAACUUUACUCAUCCAUUACUGGAUCCAAAGCAAAAAGAUAUUAUUUUGAAUGAAAGUUUUUAUCUUGAAUAUAUUUUGUCUGCAUGUUUCAUGAAUGAGUGUCCAUACUUGAAGUGAUCAAAGAUAAUAAGAAGUCUUUCAAUUCACCGUCACAAGUGAAUUUAUCCAAAGAUGAGAUGACUAUGAAUGAAAAUGUUGGCUAGUUUAUGUCUUUUUGUUCUGUUCUUUGCAAAUAAUGAGUAGUUGAGGGGUGGAAAGAGUAACAUUUUCCCUCUGGUUUGAACUAGUAUGAUCUGCAAAAGUAAAAUUUUCAUUGUUUUGUGAUAAUUGAGGGAAGGAUAGAUGGUAGGUUGUGAGAGUUUUUCUCCAUUGUUACUUUCAUCACCAAAUUAAUGGAUGUGAGGCACUCCGGAAAUUCCUUGAGUUCUAUUGUAUAUAUUUUUGAAACAACUACUUAUUUUCAGGAGAGCUCUUAUGAUGAUCUGUGAUUUGUAGGUAUAUUUGCCACUCAACAUGAUAUGAUUUAUUUGGAGUGACUUGCUUCUGGAACAUGCAUUUAUCUACUCUCGUGUACUCUUUUUGUAAUUUUUUGAUAUUUUGGUUUUAUAAAUGUGAUAUUGAACCUUAAGUCCAUCUUUGUAAAAGUCUCAGUGCCUUGGAUGAUUAAACUUUUAUAAAAGAAA
This is a messenger RNA of Thrips palmi, 2911 nucleotides long. RefSeq names its product matrix metalloproteinase-2-like. Gene Ontology annotation, molecular function: zinc ion binding; metalloendopeptidase activity. Bases 122 to 1837 code for a protein of 571 amino acids. NCBI's taxonomy places the organism in Eukaryota, Metazoa, Arthropoda, Insecta, Thysanoptera, Thripidae. Gene Ontology annotation, biological process: proteolysis; extracellular matrix organization; collagen catabolic process. The record is from RefSeq and is a predicted model, not a curated record. The transcript is spliced from 10 exons. Gene Ontology annotation, cellular component: extracellular matrix.